CUACACGCCCACCUACCCACCUACCCUACUACCCUACCUACACUCCUCCUCCUACUCCUACUCCUCCUCCUUGACUCUCCCUCCUCCCAUCAUCGUCGUCUUCACGUCGUCGCUGCUGCUGAACGAAAAAUCUUCUUUUCCUCCUCGUUCUUCUAUUUUCUUUUCAUCGUUCAGCCAUUACGGAUACCUGUCACUCCUUUCAGGUCCGAUACUUUCAUUCGGCUCAACAACCAGCUAUUCCAAUCUCGACUUUACAACUUCGAGACCACACUCAUUUUCUGACCAACGACAAACGACAACAACACACACAAUCACACACCGGAUCUUCAUCCAACGCUAGUCCAACAACAACACGACAACCCCGCGCCUCGAGCACGAUCCUACUUUCUAUUUCCUGCCAGUUACAGCGAACCAUUAUAUACCGAGUCGACACGCUCCUCUCAUUCUCGACGUUCCUUACACACGAUCCCGCCCGACCGGAUCUCUCGAUCGACACACACCGCCGCUCUCCGAACUUCGGCAAGUGCUCGACCACGACAACCACCACAACACGAACCCGCGAGUAAACCCGUGACCCUUUGUUUACCUGGCAGGCUGCAUCCACGACCCGGUCACCACCCGCUUCCCGGCGAGCUCAGACACCAUGUCGGAACAUGGGGACAACGAGCCGAAAAAGAUGGCCACGCCGUCCCCGUCUCCCUCCGCCUCCGCCUCAAACAGCAACUCUGCCUCGCGACGCCCGCCGCGGAAGAGCACUUUAACGCAGCAGCAGAAGAACCAGAAGAGACAGCGCGCGACACAGGACCAGCUGGCCACACUCGAGCAGGAGUUCCUCAAGAACCCGACGCCGACUGCGUCGGUGAGGGAACGGAUCGCGGAUGAAAUCAACAUGACGGAGCGCUCGGUGCAGAUUUGGUUCCAGAACAGACGUGCCAAGAUCAAGUUGCUGGCCAAGAAGGGCAUCGAGGGCGGUGAGGAUAUUGAUAACAUUCCGGAAGGCAUGCGUCAGUACCUUGGCCUACAAACCAUGGAGUCUGGCAGGCCUAUGGGCGCAAACUUCAUGGGGCGCGACGGACUUGUGUCUUAUCGCGCAGGAGGCAUGAUGGGUGCUGACCAAGGCCCUCAGGGCAAAGUUCUCAUCCACCAUUUCCACUGUAGGUCCCUGCAAAUUGGAACCUGGAAACGAAUUGGCCAAACUAUGAUGGACCUUAUCAUUUUCUACUCGCCCAAGAAGGAGUGCAUGACGUACUAUAUCAACAACGACCAGGCUGGUUACAAGAUCGAAUACCCUUUCGCAUACAUCAAGAACAUCUACCUGGAAAAUGGCGAUAUCGACGGAGGAAGUCAAGGAGGACUAGUCGUGGAGCUUAACCGCCCCCCGCUGUUCUUCAUGGAUUGCUCUGGAUCAGGAGGGUUUGUUGAUGUUGGGGAUUUCACAGAGGAGCACCAAGCUUCGCAAGUUUUAAUACACAGGCUUGGAGGACACCCGAAGGUCUUGAGUGGACAACUAGCUAAGCUUGCCAACCUGGAUUCUUUCAUCAACCGCCACAACCCAUUCGAGUCGCAGCACCAGUUGGCCGUUUCGGCGCCCAACUCUCCAAUCGGACACCGCCCCGCAUCCCAACCAAACUACAACGCGCAGGCACACGUCGGCAUGUUCCAGGAGCAGUGGGGUAUUGGCGUCCACCCCGGCGCGCGCGGACCAGGUCACAAACGCCAGAGGAGUAGAUCCGUACCAACUGCGAUCGAUUUCUCCAUGUUCAGCGCGCCCAUGCCGUCCUUCCUCAUCCAACACCCUGCCGAGCACCAGUCUCACCACAACCCCAACAUCUUCGCGCCCAUCCCGCAACAGCCAAACAACCUUACCCCGAUGGGCUCGAACUUACGGAUCGAUACUUCGACGGGCUAUGGCAUGGAUUUCAGACAAUACCCCAUGUCUGCCGCUACUACGACCCCGCCAUCCGACUAUGCAAGCCCGUCCUUCUACUCCCAAGGUCCCGAGACCGGUCCCCUCCCAGCAUCCAGCUACAACACGCCCUACACCGUUCCAUUCCUCUCCCCUAUGGUCGACCCCUCCUCUAUGGUGCCACCCUCUGUCUCGCCUCUCUCCUUCAUGAGCCACGGCGACCCCGCCAUCGUCGACCAAUCACCCCCACUGUCCAUGAUGCACCGCUCCGGCUCCGCAGACGCCUACAACAUGAACCACGCCAGCCUCUCCGACGACGGUUCGGGUCUCAACGAGAUGUACUCCAAACACUCCCUCACCCUUCCCAUGCACCAGAACUCCCCGUCACCCGCCUACCUCGAGCAAUCACAAGCGGAUAUGGAGAUGAGCCAGCUCGUCGAGUUCGAACCCAUGGACCCGGCCGGCCUAUCCCCGGAACCGAACUCGGGUCACAGAUGAUGCCUUAUGACACCCCACUGACGGCCUUGGGUUUCGCGGGUUGGUUACGAUGCGGUGUUUUUUUCAUACUUCUGGGGUCGGGAUCGGAGUGCAUAAGAUUGGAACGGGAGCGGAUUUUCGUUGGCGUUUUGAAACGUUGGGUUUUGUGGGAUUUAGGUCUUUAAUGGGAGGGUUGUCGGAACGGGGACUUGGGGCUGUUGAUACUCUUUUGCUUUUACGGCCGAUGUUGUUGUUGUGUUUUUUUGCCGCGUUGUUGUGAGGGGUUGUUGUGUUCCCUCCACUCACGCACUUUUGUCGUUGUUGUUCUUGAAUGAAUCUCCUUGCUGUUGUUGUUUUGUGGUUACAUUUUUUGCGCGUCGCGAGCUUUAUACUGCGGUAUUUCACGCGUCGUUGCUACUCUUUUACCUUUUACUUUAACACCCCCUUUUUUGUUCUGUCUGGCACAGCGUUUUUUAUCUAUCAUAUCAUCAUUUGUCCUUUUUUCUCAAAAACCCUACUCACCAACAUCUUGUUUUGCGGUAUGGGAAUCUUCGAGCUUACGUUUUGUAUUCUUGCUUGUUCUUUUGUUUUUUUUGUUCCCUUUGUUCAACACUAGUUUUUCUUGCGAGUUGCGUUGGUAUGGCAUUGUUUUGUUUUUUUCGAGCAGUACAGUGCGGUUGUGCAGUUGUGCAGUCUUCGAGCAAUACGCGGAGAGAGUGCAUUUAUAUAUACCCUUUCUGUAUGGAAGACCGCGGGGAUGGGAGUGGGGGUGGUGGUGGUGGAUGAUUUUACUGAAGUUGGCGAAGUGGAGGAAGUGAUCAACCACUUUGAGAGAGAGAGAGAGAGAGGAGAGCUGGGACCGCAAGGGUCGCGGUGGACGGACGGAUGGUGAUCGUAAAGACGCCGGAUGUCUCGCCCGUCGCGGGCCCCCUGUGGUGCCUAGGGGAGAUAUUAACGUGGACGGGUGAUCUUUUAUCUUUGAAACCGACUUUUUUUUUUGUUCACCUUUUUUUUUUGGGCAAGGGAGGUCUUAUGUAUGUCCUUUUAGGUGGAGCAGUCCAUCCACGGAGUGUGACUGGGGAAGGCUGGAGGCUGAGGAAUGGGACGAGUGGAGGGAUAGGGGGAAGGAAAGGACGACGGACGGACCGACGGACGGUGGGGUAGUGUUCGUAAUUAACGUACUUGUAUAUCGGUCGGCUGAGCCGAUGGAUGGGAAUUCAUACACAUCUACACCCG
Messenger RNA from Pseudogymnoascus verrucosus, 3619 nucleotides. RefSeq lists its product as uncharacterized. The transcript is spliced from 3 exons. NCBI's taxonomy places the organism in Eukaryota, Fungi, Ascomycota, Leotiomycetes, Thelebolales, Thelebolaceae. Gene Ontology annotation, biological process: regulation of transcription by RNA polymerase II; cell differentiation. Bases 644 to 2404 code for a protein of 586 amino acids. The record is from RefSeq and is a predicted model, not a curated record. Gene Ontology annotation, molecular function: RNA polymerase II cis-regulatory region sequence-specific DNA binding; DNA-binding transcription factor activity, RNA polymerase II-specific.